Molecule: messenger RNA, 6980 nt
Organism: Bacillus rossius redtenbacheri
Lineage: Eukaryota; Metazoa; Arthropoda; Insecta; Phasmatodea; Bacillidae
Exons: 4
Coding region: 3432-5831 (799 amino acids)
Biological process (GO): DNA recombination; DNA integration
Molecular function (GO): DNA binding
Source: RefSeq, a predicted model, not a curated record
GAAAAUUAAAAGCUGGCUGUUAAUCUUACUAUCUAUAAUUUGUGGUGUAAUUGCAUUGUUCAAAACUGUAUUGUGUGAAUUGUGUUGAUGUUUGUGUACGUAAUGUUUAUACCAAGAUUUCAAUUUAACUGUAUUUAUAUAUGAUAGUUGACAAGAUUUCACUAGGUGAAUAAUUUUAUUUCAAUAUUUUAUGCUGCCAUGUUUGCUAACGCCCAUAACAUAAUUAAAAGUUCAGUUGGCCACUUACGAACAAAUAAAUACGUAAUAAAAUACGUUAUCAUCCCGUCCAUGAUUGCAAAAGUUGCGUGGUUUUUCGGACUGUAAAGAUACUGAAAGAGGAGCUACAUCUGCGACUACUGUACAACGCAUAGGGUAAAAAACAGAGAAGAGAAUUUAUUCCUACGGUGUAAGGAAGAGAUUGAUUUUUCUUUAAGCAAACCUCUCGUGUAUGACAUAUCCCAUUCAAAUUAGCAAUGCUAAAACUUACAUGCAUAACUGAAACAUUAGUUUUCGCAUCUGAAAUAUAGUACUCCCAUUAAAUUUUCCACGUCAGGUUUGAAUUGCUGCAAUAAUGCUCUUAGGUAAUGUAGCACACAGUAAUAAUUUAUUCGAAAAUUCGUAUUCAGGGUAUUUGUUGCUGUAAGAUUACAGUUGAUAAAACUAUGCCAUAAAAUUCACAUCUACGCUUCAGCAGCCAACUUGCACGCUUCUUUCUCAAUACACACAAGAACACUUUGAAACUUACUAAACUAAAAUAACAAAUUUGACGGUUGAUUGUCUGUUGCAAGGUGGGGUGUCGUUUGCUCAGUUCUAUAGGCCUACGUAGUCGGCGCGGACAAUUCAUGUACCAACGCGAAGAACGAAAAUAUUGGUAUAUUUUACCUACAUAAAUGUGUAGAUAAGAAUAGUUUCAUUCUGUUUUAAAUUUAAUAAAAAUUUUAAUAAUAAAAAGUGAAAAUUACAUAGUAAGUGAAACUAAAAUUAUUUUCUCGAAUAAUUUAUAGUUCACGUGGCAGUGGUAGAAAUUUGUUGAAGACAAUCUUUGUUUUGUUCAUCUUCCAUCACAUAGAUACCACGGCCCGAUCGUUACAUGUGCUGUUAAAUACACUACUACAGUGUCAUUAUGCUAAAUUGGAAGUUGACGUUCAGCCGUAAGGUAACACAAUCGAAGACUUUAACAGUCGACUUUUACGUUCCUGUGACUUAUACUUACUUAUACAAUAUACAAUACUAGCGCUACUACCGCAAAGUUAAAUAGCUAGACUAUUGACAAUCGAUUAUGAAAUCAUUGAAAAGUAUAAAUAUUUCUAUAUCAACCUGGAAAUUAUUUUAUGUACUAUUUCCCCAAAUAGGGUUACGAUUCAUAAGAAAUCCUUUGUUUGUAAAAAAGAGCCUGCCAAAUGGUCACUUACAUGCGCCGAUGAUUAUGUUUUGCUAUCUUUAUUUCUGAGAAUGGAUGGAAACUUCAAUCAAGCGUGCCAUGCUUCCGUCCACAUUUGCUCCGAUUAGUUUUCAACAAACAACAUCUUAACUUGGAGACAUUUCAGUUUUUCAAAAACGUGAACAAACCUACAUGACUUAAGUUUCGCCAGCGCCAUUGUGUGUCGCUUCCUUAAGAAACAACGCGUUGAAAGUUAUCGUAAAGUCAAAAUUACACGCUAAUUUUUUUUGUGUAAUCACCUAUAUGCGGUAAAACAAAAAUGCAUAUACCCAUUGUAUCAAAUGCUGCCAGACGUAUGAUACACAGCAAAUGAUAGUAAUAUCCAAAAAUAAGAAUAAAAAACUCAGGGUUGUGCGAAGUGUUCUGAUUGGAAUGUUCUUAACACGCAAUAAUUGAGUAGAAUGUUAUAUAUAGUCCAUGUAUGUUGCUUAAAGAAUUUGUACUUAAAUAAAAUUAUAAAUGCCUGCUCAAUCUUACACUUACAACUACCUGGUGAUUUAAACAUGCAUUCCGUGUUUUAAGACAAGAACAUGGAGUUAUGAAACCUCAUUAUUUUUCUAACAGGCUUUAUUCCAUGUCAUUUUACACACACAUGCGUAGUGAUUCUGGUUACGUUAUAUGGAUAAUUUCGCAAACAUCUAGCGAGAAAACAUUUCUUGUAGGCCUAAUGGUAAUUUCACGAAAACAGUUUACAGUGUACCCGGGCUUUAUCAAUUAAAAUUUCAUAAAAACAUUUUAACAAACUCAAAAAUUGAUUUGUUUCAUAGGAACCGCACGUGGGAAUACCCGGUCAUUUUCAUGUUCACAAUGCAACAAGAGAUGUAUUCAUUUACACCCUUAAUGUUUUUCCUUGCUUAGCAAAAGCAGUAUCCUAACGCCCCGGGAAAUUUCCCAAAACUAGUGGGUAUUCCCGAAAAAUUUGGAAAUCCCUUGGCGUCGAGGGGUUUGGCGAACAAUAGCCAGCUUACUUCUCUGACGUCACGGGCGGCGGUCUAUAUAAACGCUGUACCUCGGACAUACCCCUUAUUUUAUCCUGCAAGAACCCUUUGAUGAAGACAUGGCAACAAGAUCGAGGCAACGUGAGAAGAUAAAACCAAAUGAUUGGUGUUUGGUACGAUUUAAGGAAGAUCAAGUUUUUUUCGCCUGUUCCACCAUACGAACCAAAGUUCGUAAAGAAGAUGGUUUUGUAGCACGGUGGAAUGUUGAUGGACAGUGGUACCCAGCUGUCCUAAUGGAAUAUGGAGAUAAGAAGACAAUGGUAGAGAGACAAGAGCACUUUCAACGAGUGGGGUGUGAAACGAACAACUCUUCAAAUAUUGAUACGGCACAUUUCUAGGAAGCACAUAGAAAUUCAGUUACAAAAGAGAGUUCUCCGAGAAGUUCAGAGACUUGCGGAAAGAAAAGUGAAAAUGGCAAACACGAAAACAGCGAUGUUUUAGAAAAUAGUGUUUCAUCAUGCACAGCUGCGUCGAAGCCCAUUCAGGAUAACAAUACUAAAGAUCAUGUAAUUUUUGAAAAUAAAACUAUAAGCACUCAUGAGUCAGAAGGUUUAUCCGCCUCUCAGUCACAUGCAGAACCAGUCCAAUCAAAUAACGACACAGGGCCAGCAAACUGUAAUGCAACUAACGGUUCUUUCAAUAUUCCCACAAAUGCCAUUGUUUUUAAUAUUUUAGAACCAGACAUUGUAAGUAAUUGUGAGAAUGUAAACGAACCCAUAACUGCAGACAUAAUUUCAGUAAACGGAGGUUCCAUUCACCCUACAUUAAAUGUUCAGGUCAAUGACGUAAUUCGAAGCACGUAAAAUAUAAACAGUGAUGUGUAUGAAUUUACUGAAGCAAUUGAAAAUGUUCAAAUAGAAAAAGAAUCUCAAAUCGAUGAACCUCACACAUCAGGCACACAACAAGAUGAACUGACUGGUAGUGAAAGUGAUGGGCUCGAAUGUAGUUCUGACGAUUAUCAUCCAGACAAAGAAUCUACCUCUACAGAAGACAUGUCCUGUAAUGAUGAAAUAAUUGAAGAUGAACCAUGCUUGAAAGGCAAAGAACACAAUGUUCAAAAAGGAAGAGUAAAAACAAAUGAUGAUGUUUGGGAUUCAAAACAUACCGAUCAACUUGAAUCUAACGAUACACCUUGUGGCAAUGGUAGUGUGGUGGAACGAUCAUUAGCUGAGGACACAGUGAAAAAUGUAUCUACAGAACAAGUUGAAUAUUCAACUGAACAAAGUUACAGUACUUCAGCUGGUGUUGCAACAUUGUCUUUGUUGUCUACCACAGCAAAGAGAGUUUGGGACAAAAAAUUUUUUUGUACAUUUUGCAAGACCUGGCAGGCAAAAUUACCCAGACAUCUGGAAAGGAAACAUGCUAAUGAAAUGGAAGUGGCACAAUUUUUGUGUCUACCUAAAUGUAGUGUUCAAAGGAAAGAAAAAAUGGCUGCUAUAAGUAAUCGGGGGUUGUUCCAACACAAUGUUCAGGUUUUCAAGACAGGGUCUGGAGUACUUGUACCAAAAAGGCGGCCGAAUAAACCAACCGAAGUGACUAAGUAUUUGCCAUGCGAAGUUUGCGGAGCAUUUUAUGUAAAGAAAUACUUAGUACGACACCAGGCAAAGUGUAGAAAAAAGAUCAAUGCUAAAAAGAGAAGUGUAAGGGAUCGUACUGCACAAGCAAGAAGUUCUCUGCUUAUUCCAACCAAUAAAGAAACAAGUUCUAGGUUUAAGGAACAUAUCUUGAGUAGAAUGACACAUGACGAUGUUUUCCAGGAAAUAUCUUCUGACAAUUUAAUUCAAUCCUUCGGGGAAUAUCUUUUCGAAAAAUUGUGUCAUAUGGAGAGACAUCAUAGAAUGGUGGCGGAUAGAUGUAGGGAAUUGGGUAGAUUUAUGAAAAAGGUGAAAGAAAUUGAUCCAAGUGUCAAGAAUAUUACUGAGCUUAUAAUGCCUGGAAAAUAUCAGCUUAUAAAGAAAGCCGUUCAAUUUCUUGCUGGUUUUGAUUUUGAAACAAACACAUUUGCAAUCCCAACCCUUGCACUUAAACUGGGGCAUUCUCUCAAGAAGUGUGCGUGCAUAUUGAAAGGGACUUUUAUGGAAGAUGAUGUUCUGAGACAACGUAUAGGCGAAGUAAACAAUUUUUUGGAGUUAAUAGAAUUGAAGUGGACCACUGAAAUAGCAACAAAAGCCCACCGAACUUUGGAAGAAAGAAAAUGGAAUGCACCACGAAGAUUGCCCCUGGCCAAGGAUAUAGUGGUGUUGAAUAAAUUUCUCCUGGAAGAGGAUGCACGCUUGAGUAGUCAACUAGUGAAACAAACUACCGCAAAUACAUUUGAACAGCUAACAGAGGUUUCGCUUUGCCGAACACUUGUGCUGAAUCGCCGACGUGUUGGUGAAGUUCAGUACAUGUUGGUUAAGGACUACAAACAAAUUUCUCGUUUAGAUCCUGAGUCUGAUACUUUCAAAACACUAACCGAAUCAGAAAAAGCCCUAACACAGAAGCUGAAGCGAAUUGAAAUUAGAGGGAAAAAAGGAAGGAAGGUUCCAGUUAUUCUCACCAAAGACAUGCAGUCGUCAAUAAAUUUACUGUUAUCUUCAAGAGAGGCGUGCGGUGUCAGUAAAAACAACAAAUAUUUAUUUCCUUCCUUAAGACACGAGUCUGGCCAUUAUCGAGCACAUGUUGUGUUGAGGAAAAUGGCAAUAGCAAGUGGUGCCCAAAAUCCAACAACAUUGACCUCGACGAAACUGCGGAAACAUGUCGCCACGAUGACUCAAUUAUUAAAUUUGAGAACUCAUGAGCUGGAUGCUGUAGCUGCAUUUAUGGGCCAUGACAUCCGUGUCCACCGGCAGUACUAUCGUCUGCAAGAUGACGCUUUAGAUCUAGCAAAGGUAAGCAAACUGCUCAUUAAUUUGGAUAAAGGUAAACUUUCUUCGAUGAAAGAUAAGAACCUGGACGACAUGACAGUGGCAAGUGACGAAAGUUUGUCAGAAGAUGACGAUGUUGACAUGUUAGACAAGGGUGAAGUGCUUGAAAAUGAAAACUUUCCACGAAACGAACCACCCAUUAUUCCCAGUACAUCAGUCGAUGACGAUACAGCCACUAUUCCCAGUGCUUUUGUGGAUGUGUGUUCGCCACAAGUUCCUAAGAAAACUGUGUCCUUGAGCAAGUUUAACGUGGAUAAUAAGAGAGCAGGAAUGAAAAAACCAACACGUUCGAUCAAACCUCGCCCGUGGUCAACAGAGGAAUUGAAAUGUGUUCGGGAAUAUUUCAAAGGAUUCAUUCACCUCAAAACAAUUCCAAGAAAAGAUGAUGUUAUGAAAUUCUUAUCUUGUCAUGGAAGCCAACUAAACAAAAGGUCUUGGCCUGAUGUAAAAUGGUGCGUACGAAAUUCAUUCAACAAGACAAAGUAGAUCAUUGUCUAAAGUGUGCUAAAUUAAAAGGAAUGGUAUUUAAGUUUUGUUUAAUGUUUAAAGUUACUUUCUGAGUAUUUUUACAAGCAUGACAUUUAUGCAAAAAUUUAAGUUUCCUCAUGGAUGCAAUUAAAAUUUGAAUGCUGUUUUAGUCUGCAUACUGCUGCAAGUUAAUUUGUAUUAGUAAUUUUUUGUGUUCUUUUUCUCAAUUAGCAUGCAUAUAAAUUAGAAUAUGAUUUUACAAGACGAUAAAUAGACCUAUUGGGAAUUAUGCAUCUGCCUCAUUUUGAAAUUUUCAUGACAAAUUAAGGCUUGCAAUUAUUAUACAAUGUUUUAUAAAUUCAAUUUAAAAGGUUAUUAGUUAAAUAAAUAUGGUCUGAUAUCGAUGUAUGUUGAAAAUAAAAUGUCCAAAUAAAAUUGUGUGUGUUUUAUGAUUAUGUAUAAUUGACGAUGGGGCAUAGGUUAAUUAAUAAUAAAAUCAAGUUUUUUUAUUUAGAUACAGUUACAAUUUAGCAGUUUCUGUUCUAUUUAGAUUUGUAUAAAAUAACUAAACUUCAUUGCAAUGUUUUUAAAAUUGUAAACAUGAAAUACAUGUAUCGAUCUUUGAAAACUAAUAUGUAGACUACAUUUAUUGCAGUGAAUAUUUAGAGUGUGAAAUUAUUAGGGCUACAACUUAUAAAAAAGACAAAAUUUCUAUUUUUCUAUAAAUUUCACGAAUAAUAGGUAAAAACUAGCUCAUUUUCAAUUCAAAUUAAAAAAAAAUGGCUUGACAAGUAAAAUACAGAGUAAUGCAUCGAUAUGAAACAAAUUGUAACUUAAUUGAAGUAUAACUUGCUUAUCAUGUAAAUUGUUAUUUUUAUAUAGUUGUACUUUUUGAUACACAAAUUUCUUGAAAAUGUUCUUGUGUUUAAUAAACUAAGUAUGUUAAUAUCAUUACCCGUGAUACUUUUUGUUCUAGAAUGUUAAUUAAUAUAAUGUUGUAGGCUACUGAAUAUUUUGUGAAAUUUAAAAUGAAACAAUGUCUCAGCUUAUUUACAAUCAUCUAUGUUCACAUGUGCUUUUAGUUAGUACUUGCUGAUGAAAUUGAGUUGUGUAUUAUAUGUAUGCAAAUUUACUUAAGUUGUAACAAAAUAAAAUACGUACACAAUA